AUGACCUGUGGUUUUUCAUGUCUUAAUCAAACAUGGAUUUUAUCAUCAGAUAUACUCGCUAAAUGGGCAUUUGACGGAACAUAUCUCGACCAAAUGAAUACUUAUACAGCAAUCGCAAAGAAUACUCCAUCUUUUAUUUCCAAUGGUUAUGUAAAUCAGGCUCUCUCACUCAAUGCAGCUUCUAAUCAAUAUUUAUACACUUCAUACAUUCCUUUAAUAAAUGCUAGUUUUACAGUUGAACUUUGGCUGUAUCCUACUGGAUUUCCAAAUUCAAAAGAUCAUGCUAUUCUUGGUCUGUGUACAAGUCUAUCAAAUGAUCAAUGUCUUCAUUUAACUAUUCGAAAUUCUAAUUCCACACAUCGUCUCUAUAUGUCCUUUGCUGGUGACAAUUGUGAAAGCAAUCAAUCUGUGCCACUCAAUGCAUGGACACAUGUUGCAUUUGUCUUUGAUAAGGAUACAUUUGCUAUGUCAAUCUAUUUGAAUGGAAAUCUUGUUGGACAUGCCAUAUCAGCAUUACCACUCCAAGGUAUUGAAAACAAUGUUACAAUAGGUUAUAUACCAGGAAUUGUUGCAGCUUAUGGCAGUAAUUUUUUUCAGGGUUACAUUGAUCAACUAACAAUUGUCCAUCGGGCAAAACCAGCCUGUGAAAUACUUGAUGAUGCUACAUUGGCGACGUAUUAUAAUUUUGACAAUAGUCCUGUUCUGAACGAUUCUGGACCCAAUUCUUUGCUAAGUACUUCACAAUAUGUCUCUUUUACAUCAUCUGGUCAUUCCUCUAAAGCUAUUUCUUUUAAUAAUUCAACAUCAUAUUUACAAAUAGGUGGUCUUACUGGACUUGGUAUUAGCAAUAAAGCUUUCUCAAUUUCUCUAUGGAUUCGACCUUAUUCAUUGUCAGGAACAAUCGUUUUUGUUUCAAGUACUGCAGCAGGCACUGGUUGGUGCUUCCCGUUUAUAGGCUUCGCCACUAAUGGUUCCAUAGUGGCUCAAUCAUGGGAUGGUACUGCUCGAGCUAUUUUUGGUCCAGCUAUAUCAACAUCUUCAGUAUGGUAUCAUAUUGUUGAAACUUGGAGUUCGACAAAUGGACUUCGACUGUAUAUCGACCAUGUUCUAGUAACAUCGGAUGCAUCGAUAGUGACUUAUUCAGCCAGUUCAGUGUCAAACUAUGUCAAAUUAGCCAAUAGACCGGGUGCUAAUGGUUGUGCAUUUGGUGCAGCUGGCACACAGACAGCAUUUUAUGGUGACAUUGAUGAUUUUAGAAUUUAUAGUCGAGAACUAACCGCUGACGAUAUCUGUGCAUUUUAA
Messenger RNA from Rotaria sp. Silwood1, 1302 nucleotides. The record is from the annotation of a GenBank genome assembly. NCBI's taxonomy places the organism in Eukaryota, Metazoa, Rotifera, Eurotatoria, Philodinida, Philodinidae.